Molecule: messenger RNA, 2529 nt
Organism: Paramormyrops kingsleyae
Lineage: Eukaryota; Metazoa; Chordata; Actinopteri; Osteoglossiformes; Mormyridae
Source: RefSeq, a predicted model, not a curated record
AGUAUAUUUACACGCUUGGAGAUGCAGUCAUUUUUUUCAUGCCAACAUUACGAUGUAAUCUGAUGAUUUUUCAUUAUAAUCGAUAACUUUUUUAUAUUAUUGGUAUGUUGUUAUAUAUUGAGGAGUUAAGAAAUGUAUUGCAUGACAACAUCAAUUUUGAUGAGCUGUCUAACCCAUAAUGCACUGCGGUAAGCACGUUUUUCUCGCUAUAUGCAUCGCGGAUGAGAAAUGAAUCGUUUCUUGAUUAAAACUGGCACAACAGGCCCUGAAAAACCUGACAAUGAGGGAAAGAAAAGAAAAACAAAAACGGAAUGCUCAAAAUUGCAGGUCGAGCUGUCUGACAUGAGCUGUAAAGUGAUUUUAGCUCCCCCUUCAGGUGUGUACUCCAUGUCCAUCUCAGAAGAUAAAGGUCUGGGUGAGGAGGUAGGCAGGCUGAAGGCCAGGGACCCAGACCUUGGGGAGAAUGGCUUGGUGACAUACAGUCUGAUUGAAGGCAACAGCAUGGACGUCUUCGAGAUUGUCACAGACUCGGGAACCCAGGAAGGCAUCAUAAAACUGCAGAAGGCCGUCGAUUUUGAAAGCAAGCGAGCAUACACCCUACGGGUGGAGGCAUCCAAUGUGAAUGUGGACCCACAUUUCUUCGCCUGGGGGCCCUUCAAAGACACGGCUACCGUGAAGGUUACAGUGGAAGACGAGGAUGAGCCACCAGUCUUCACUGCAUCUGGCUACAACUUUGAGGUGGAGGAGAAUGCACCAGAAGAGACCAUUGUGGGGCGGGUCCAUGCCAAGGACACGGAUAUGGCCAACAAACCCAUUAGGUAUAUGAUUCCCCGCUACACUGACCUGGAACGAUUCUUCAGCAUUGACCCAGAAUAUGGAAUUAUCAGAACAACAAGGCCACUGGACCGUGAAUCUUUGCCUUGGCACAACAUCUCUGUAAGCGCCAUUGAAAUCGGUGGCCAUCAUCAGGAUGCUAAAGUGCGUGUCAACAUCAAAGUAAGAGACGUGAAUGAUAAUGCUCCUGAACUGGCCUCACAAAAUGAAAUUCUUUUGUGUGAAAAUGUAGCAUAUGGCAAAAUGAUCGAGAUCAUCAGUGCCUUGGACAAGGAUGAAAUGGCCUCACAUCAACAUUUCCACUUCAGCAUUUCCCCAGAGGUCACCGGCAAACAAAACUUCACUGUCAAGGAUAACCGAAACAGCACCGCCAGUCUCUACGUGACCCGGAAGGACUUCAGCCGGACGACCCAGGAUGUUUACCACCUGCCAAUCAAAAUCAGCGAUAGCGGCAGCCCUCCCAUGAGCAGUACCAGCACUGUGAUCUUGCGAGUUUGCAGCUGUGAUGCCAGGGAGACCAUCCUCUCCUGCAAUGCACAGCAUUUCAUCCUGCCAGCGGGACUUAGCAUGGGCGCCCUCAUCGCCAUCUUGGCCUGCAUUGUAAUCUUGCUGGCCAUUGUAGUUUUAUUUGUGGCGCUGCACAGGCAGAAGAAUGAGCCCCUCAUGGUAUUUAAGGAAGAGGACAUUCGGGAAAACAUCAUUACGUACGACGACGAGGGUGGUGGCGAGGCCGACACUGAGGCCUUUGACAUCGCUACACUACAGAACCCUGAUGGGGCCAAUGGUUUCCUGCCUCGGAAGGACAUGAAACCAGAGCUGCAGUACCCAGUUCAACAGAGGCCGGAGCAGGCGACUAGCAACGUAGAUGUAAACUGCUUCAUCAGGAACCACCUCUGUGAUGUCGACAAUGACCCCAAUGCCCCGCCGUAUGACUCCAUCCAGGUGUAUGGUUAUGAGGGCCAGGGCUCUGUCGCUGGCUCCCUAAGCUCCCUGGAAACCACCAUGAACGACUCAGACCUGAACUAUGACUACCUCCAAAUCUGGGGACCACCAUUCAAAAAAUUAGCCGAUCUCUAUGGCACCAAAGACUCUGUCAACAACAAAUUGUAACAGAGUUCCAGUGGUCACCCUUCUAUGAAAAAGAGCCUAUCAUUUUGCUAUAACUAAACCUUAAAUUUAUUAGUGGAAAAAAUUAUGUGAUUUUAAGUAUCGUUAUCCUCAUAAGGGGCUAAAGUUUUUUAUGCAGUGUAAAGAUGGACAGCAAAAAAAUUUUUAGAUGGAUUUGAACGUAAUCAUAUACAGCCCUGCAGGUCACCUUCUUGUUGCUUGGAUACAGCAGGUUAAUUGAUAGAGACCCCAGGUCGGAGAGGCAGUUGAAAUCAGAAGAGCAACCAGUUCGUACUGUGAAUGAGUCAACAACUGGAAUUAGUGAAAUUGCUUUCAGUUAUAUACAGAACACCAGAUCACAUACCAGAUCACAUCUCUAUGUCCAUUUUACAAAGCAUCUUUUAUGAGUUUGUGUGUGUAAGAGAGAAAAUGAUUGUCCACUCUUUCCAAAUGAAGUAUCUAUCACAACAAGCAAGCUGUGAGCUCUGAUAUCGCCUUAAAUAAUACUUAUUUUUUGUUUGUCGUAACUGGGGGAUUAUAUACUGCCUGAAAUUCAAGUACCAUAUAAUAAAUAUGAAGUGAAAUGUG